This is a messenger RNA of Diaporthe amygdali, 1317 nucleotides long. RefSeq lists its product as uncharacterized. The transcript has 2 exons. NCBI's taxonomy places the organism in Eukaryota, Fungi, Ascomycota, Sordariomycetes, Diaporthales, Diaporthaceae. The record is from RefSeq and is a predicted model, not a curated record. Gene Ontology annotation, cellular component: mitochondrion. The coding region runs from base 1 to 1317 and encodes 438 amino acids.
AUGUCAACCCAGAGGCUGAGUUUUCUCUACCCGCACUUGUUUCGCACUGCGAGACUGGGCGAGUCUGCCGCAGGAAGCAGAAGCGGCCGUUGUCGGAGACGAGCCAUUCCCGCUCCCAACGGCUCCUCCCACCAGCCUCGACAUGCUACAGCGCCCUUUGGAACCUCCACGACGUCCAAGAAGGCGAGCUUCGCGCCUCGAUCGGGCAAGGGCAUCGAGCCCAAGCCCUUGGGCUCCGUACAGGAUGCUCCCGCCCUCGAAUCGCACAUGACGGGUUCGAAGCAGCCACUGGGGAAGGUACAGGCUGCGCCAGUCCUUGAGUCGGAUAUGAAGGCGUCAGCUGGGUCCUCUCCCGCUCCCGAGAAGAGCACUGGGGGAACAGGCGCCAGGGAGAGCACACCCCAGCAGAAGAAGGACGCCGCGAAAGCCCUGGAUCCAGCUACGGAUAAACCCAAAGAGACUCUCAGCUCACCAGGCGUCUCCUCCUCAGAGAAGCAAAAGGAAGAAGGCGGCUCCGGAUCACAGGGUCAGGAGGGGCCCCCCAAGGCGAAGCGCGCAAGCGGGCCAAUGGACGCAGUCUUGCACAUGGAACCGCCCGAGGCGCAGAAACCCGAAGACAAACCCCCGCGACUCGCGCCGGCCCCCUACGUCCACCACUUCGACAGCUACUCGCUGGUCAAGCAGCUCGAGGUGGGCGGGUUCACGCAGACGCAGGCCAUCACGGCGAUGAAGGCGGUGCGCGCGCUGCUCGCGCUGCACCUGGACAAGGCGCAGGGCGGGCUGAUCAGCAAGAGCGACGUCGAGAACGAGACGUACCUGUUCCGCGCCGCGUGCGCCGAGCUCGGCACCGAGGUCAAGAACAACCAGCGCGUGUUCGAUGAGCAGCUGCGCCAGCAGCGCACAUUCCUGCAGCACGAGGUGGACAACACGACCCAGGUGCUGAACCAGGAGCUGGCCACGCUCAGCGAUAACGUCAAGGGCAUGUUCAACGACCGGAAGAUGGCCGUCAGAGAGGAGCAGAAGGCCGCAGAGAGCGCCACCCAACAAAUAGCCUACAAGAUUAGCGUCAUACUGAACAGCGAAUCCAAGUCCGAGAUCGAGGCCGUGCGCUGGGUUCUGGCACGGCGCGCCGUCACCGGCCUAUUCUUCAUGGUGACUCUGUCGCUCCUCGUGCUGCGGGUCAGUAACGUCGUCUCGCAGAAGGAGAAGAAGGAAGAGGAGAAGGAGAAGCAGGAGGCCGCAGCCAUCAGGAAGAGCGACGGCAGCAGGGACGUGGCCCAGGCGCCGGACGCCGCGGAGAUAUUGGCGGCGAACUAG